This is a messenger RNA of Gloeophyllum trabeum ATCC 11539, 2559 nucleotides long. RefSeq lists its product as uncharacterized. The transcript is spliced from 11 exons. NCBI's taxonomy places the organism in Eukaryota, Fungi, Basidiomycota, Agaricomycetes, Gloeophyllales, Gloeophyllaceae. The coding region runs from base 1 to 2559 and encodes 852 amino acids. Gene Ontology annotation, cellular component: ER to Golgi transport vesicle membrane; cytoplasm; Golgi stack. The record is from RefSeq and is a predicted model, not a curated record. Gene Ontology annotation, biological process: transcytosis; intracellular protein transport; endoplasmic reticulum to Golgi vesicle-mediated transport.
AUGGAAUUCCUGUCUCAAACCUACGUGGCUUUGCGAGGGCCGACGGGGGCUCCUCAGACGGCUCUUGAGACAAUCUCGAGGCUCAGCGACAGACUCUCGCCGUCGACUUUACUUGCUGAUCGCCGAGCCUCGGUAUUAUCACUCAAGGGCCUGUCUCGGGAUCACAAGCGAGAUGUCGGCGAAUGCGCUUUACCCGGUCUACUGGAGGUCUUGCAGAACGACGCUGAACUGGAUGCGGACGUUGGGAAAGCUGUCCUAGAAACGCUCAAUACUCUGUGUGAUACGGAGGAGGGAAGUCCUGAGGUCAAGGAGCUAGGUUUCAAGCAUUCGGAUCGUGUCCUGGCCGAUGACAAGGCCGCCCACAAGCUGCUUGCAUUGCUGGCUGCUGAUCAGACGUUCUAUACGCGUUACGGUGCUCUACAGUUUCUGUCGACUCUCCUCCGCAAUAGGCGACAGCUCGUCCAGAGUUACUUCCUGACGGCUCCAGCCGGCCCAGCGGGUAUCAUGGCCGUUCUUGAGGACAGAAGGGAGAUCAUUCGUAAUGAGGCAAUUAUUAUGUUGCAGUCUCUCAUUUCGCAAAGUCCUGAAAUCCAGAAAGUCCUCGCGUUCGAGGGCGCUUUUGAGAGGUUGUUCAACAUUAUAACCCAGGAGGGCGGUGUUGAAGGUGGUAUCGUUGUCCAGGAUGCCUUGCUUUGCGUUGAUGGGCUCUUGCGUUUCAAUACCUCUAACCAGGCACGACGCUCCAGCUAUUUUCGAGAGACGCCCAUGGCCAUGGUGCUCUUGUCUCUCCUGCAAUUCCCUCCGAACUUACCCAUCCACGAAGCUGCCCCACAGCAGUUUGCCUUACAGUUCUGGGACGCCCAAAAAGGCCAGAAUGCUGGUAUAGUAGUAGGGAUCCUGGGUAUGCUUGCUGCCAAUGAAGGUAGCAGUGUCAGUGUGAAUGGCUUGUCACCCUUUACGCGAUGCUUGUUGGAAAUGGCGCUGGCAUCCAAUGCACCGACAGCCUUGAAAACACAGUCUCUACGACUUCUUCCCAUCAAUCAAUCCCUCCCCCUGACAGACAUACUAGUUACUACAUACAUGCCUGUUCCAGAAACCAAUGGAGAAGAAUGGGAUCGGCUAGAACCUGCCUCCGCCCUCGAUGCGCUUGUAGAACUGGUCCUGAGCGGCGAAUACAGCGGACUAUACAGUGCUAGACGAGAUAAGGAAGGCUUGGAACUUCGAGCAACGGCCGCCAGCGUAUUCGAAAGCUUCGUGGGCCAAGAUGACGUCCGCCUACUCAUUUUGCAGGCCAUGGUGCCUCCUGAAGAUUCAACCACCCCGCCCCCCGUCACCCCCCUUCUUCAGUUCCUCGCCACGCCCCCCACUUCGCCCCUCGUCCCCGCCUCGGUUAUCUCCACCCAACUAGCUGCGAUUUUAUUCGCUCACUUGAUCCGGAACUCUUCACGCGCCAAAGCGUUGGCACGAUCGAUCAAGCCCCCCUCUGCGGGAGGUAUCGACGGCGGCAGUUUCUUUGUGCCUGCUGACGGCGGCCCUCCUUCGCAAGCUCAGCAAGAACCGCAGCCAACUGAAGAAGACGACGAUUCCCCGCAAACGCUAAUCCAGCUUCUGAACGAACACCUUUCUUUGGCCUUGCUAUCGCGUUCUCGGGCUUCGAGUUCUGACCGAGAGGCCCGCGAAUGGGAUCGACUUGUCACCGUCUACCUCUGUCUUCUAUCUCAAUGGCUUUGGGAAGACCCCAAGGCAGUUCGGGAAUUUUUAGAUGCCGGCGGUUUGGGAAUUUUGGUAGAACCCGUGAAUCAGACUUCAGAAACAGACGUCCUCGUUCCGGGUCUAUGCGCGCUUCUAUUGGGAAUCUGCUACGAAUUCAAUAGGGAGCCUGGGGAAGUGACAAGAGCCACCAUCCACCCAAUUCUGAAUCGACUCGGGGUUGACGCGCUGAUGGGCCGGAUCACGCGUCUACGGGAAGACGAGCGAUUGAAAGCGGUGUCCCCCGAAUCGACAGUCCUGCCCUAUCCGACACCUGCUCAUUCGCAGCCGGGGCUCAAACCGGAAACAGCUGACGAAGCUGAGAUAUGGUUCGAUUGGCCUUUCGUCGACUUCCUGAAGUCGAAUUAUUGUAAGCGCUCACACGUUAGCGCCCGAAACGCCUUUCUCACCCCUUGCAUCCCAAAAAGAUACGAUCCAGCGAGGGAUCCGCACAGAUCCCAACUCGUUAUCGUCUUCCGCAGUCCUGAGGCAGAAGCCGUGGUUGCUUCCUUGCGAGAGGUGAUUCGAAAGCAGGCGCAAGAAAUCGAAACGUUGCAGAACAAACUGAAGACGGCGUUGGCAGAGAAGGAGCAAGAAACAACUGCCUUGCAAACGCAGGUUUCUCAGUUGACGUCAGAGCUGCAGUCUUCGAAUGAGAAACGCCAGGACGUAGAGAAAGAGCAGGAAGACCUCCUCGUGCUUCUGGAUGACUUGAGUAGCAAGCGUCGCAGAGACAAGCAGCGUCUUCGGGAGGCUGGCCUCGAAGUAUCGGAAGACGAAGGCGAUGACGAAGAGGAAGACGAAGAGUGA